Clupea harengus (Atlantic herring) is the source of this 2075-nucleotide messenger RNA. RefSeq names its product protein phosphatase 3, catalytic subunit, alpha isozyme (gene ppp3ca). Gene Ontology annotation, molecular function: calmodulin-dependent protein phosphatase activity. The transcript has 14 exons. The record is from RefSeq and is a predicted model, not a curated record. Bases 307 to 1878 code for a protein of 523 amino acids. Gene Ontology annotation, biological process: calcineurin-mediated signaling. Lineage: Eukaryota; Metazoa; Chordata; Actinopteri; Clupeiformes; Clupeidae.
GGAUCUCCCGAGCUGAGCAAUCGCUCUUUCUCUCUCUCUCGCUCUCUCUAUCUCUCUCCGCCUCCUCUCCAUACGUUCCCACCAUCCUCCCCCACAUGACAGCGGCAGCGCAGUAGCAACCUCAGCAGCAUCCACCCUCUUGAAGUAGCAGUAGUCAUACUAAGCGCCGGCGGUGUGAAACGAGAGAACGCAUCCGAGUGAUGCCACUGCACCAACCGCAUCUCGCAACCGCGAAAACAUACCGAGAAUAAGCAGCUCCUUCAACGAGGAGGAAUUAAAACAUUCGUUUCGAGACCGCAUCGGCCCAUGAAGAUGUCUAACGUUGACAUGGUCAACUCUGCCGACCGGGUAGUAAAAUCUGUCCCCUUCCCACUCAGUCACCGCCUGACCACGAAGGAGGUGUUCGACAGUGAGGGCAAGCCGAGGGUCGACCUGCUGAAAGCUCACCUCACCAAGGAGGGCAGAGUGGAGGAGGCGGUGGCACUCCGCAUCGUGAGCGAGGGCGCUGCCAUCCUGCGCCAGGAGAAGACCAUGCUGGACAUAGAGGCACCAGUCACAGUGUGCGGUGAUAUUCAUGGCCAGUUCUUUGACCUGAUGAAGCUGUUUGAAGUAGGAGGCUCCCCAGCCACCACUCGAUACCUGUUCCUCGGGGACUACGUAGACCGGGGCUAUUUCAGUAUUGAGUGUGUUUUGUACCUUUGGUCCCUGAAAAUCCUCUACCCAAAGACGCUUUUUUUACUGCGAGGAAACCACGAAUGUAGACAUUUGACAGAAUAUUUCACCUUCAAACAAGAAUGUAAAAUCAAGUACUCAGAGCAGGUGUAUGACGCGUGUAUGGAUGCGUUUGACUGCCUUCCCCUGGCUGCUCUCAUGAACCAGCAGUUCCUGUGUGUGCAUGGAGGCCUUUCACCUGAGAUACACACCUUAGAUGACAUAAAGAAGUUGGACCGGUUUAAGGAGCCUCCUGCCUUUGGGCCCAUGUGUGACCUGCUUUGGGCUGACCCAUUAGAGGAUUUUGGGAAUGAGAAGACCCAGGAAUACUUCGGCCACAACACGGUCCGAGGCUGCUCCUACUUCUACAGUUAUCCUGCUGUCUGUGAGUUCCUACAGAAUAAUAAUUUAUUAUCAGUCAUCAGAGCACACGAAGCACAAGAUGCCGGUUACCGGAUGUACAGAAAGAGCCAGACCACAGGCUUCCCUUCACUCAUCACCAUCUUUUCAGCACCAAACUACCUGGACGUGUACAACAACAAAGCGGCGGUACUGAAGUAUGAGAAUAAUGUCAUGAACAUCCGGCAGUUCAACUGCUCCCCACAUCCAUACUGGCUGCCAAACUUUAUGGACGUGUUCACUUGGUCCCUCCCUUUUGUAGGAGAGAAAGUCACAGAGAUGCUGGUGAACGUGUUGAGCAUCUGCUCCGACGACGAGCUGAUGGAGAAUGAUGGGGACGAGGCUUUUGAUGCCAAUGCAGCAGCUGCCAGGAAAGAGGUGAUCAGGAACAAGAUCCGUGCCAUUGGGAAGAUGGCCAAGAUGUUCCAAGUCCUGAGAGAGGAGAGUGAGAACGUGCUGACACUGAAGGGUUUGACCCCGACCGGCAUGCUACCCAGUGGAAUCCUGGCUGGAGGAAAGCAGACCUUACAGAGUGCCACCAUUGAGGCCAUUGAAGCCGUCGAGGAGGAUGAUGAUAAGGAUGGCGAAGCCAUCCGAGGCUUCUCUCCACAGCACAAGAUCAGCGGCUUCACGGAGGCCAAAGGCCUGGAUCGAAUCAACGAGCGCAUGCCACCGCGCAGAGAUGGGGUGAACAACGUGGGCCACUCCAUGGGCAAGAUGAACAUGUCCGAGGCCAACGGCACAGACGACAACAGCAACAUCCAGUGAUGUGGCUGCCGUGCCCUUCACCCUUAGCCGACACCACUGCAGCGCCAAACCCUGCAGGAUCUCGCCAAACUGUUAUUUAAGGCCUCAGAGUACUGACAACACAAACAGACAGACAAACAAACAAACAAAAAAAUAACAUAGCCAAGUCCAUCAGCAUUACACUUCUGCUCCAAGUUUCUUAUUAGAGAAAUAAACUC